Molecule: messenger RNA, 3144 nt
Organism: Penicillium egyptiacum
Lineage: Eukaryota; Fungi; Ascomycota; Eurotiomycetes; Eurotiales; Aspergillaceae
Source: the annotation of a GenBank genome assembly
AUGUCGCCCUCGGUGCAGAACAGUCACUUCAAGCUGCUCCAGCAGUUCAAGCCUGAUUACUCGCCGAGCGAGUUCACUCAGUAUGAAUCACAGCGCACUGGCAUGAGAGUAGUCGUUAUCGACCAGCCGGGUCCCAAAGUGAACGGUUACUUCGUGCUUGCUACCGAAAUCCACGAUGAUUCGGGUGCUCCUCAUACUCUGGAGCACUUGUGCUUCAUGGGUUCCCGUAAUUACCGCUACAAGGGCUUCCUGGACAAGCUGGCUACUCGCGUGUACUCCAGUACCAAUGCCUGGACGGCAACUGAUCACACUGCCUACACACUGGAUACCGCAGGCUGGGAAGGUUUUGCUCGUAUCCUGCCAGUCUACCUGGAGCAUGUGAUUGCUCCUACUCUGACUGACGAAGGCUGCUACACUGAAGUCCACCACGUCGACGGCUCUGGAAACGAUGCCGGUGUCGUGUAUUCCGAGAUGCAGGGUGUGCAGAACAACGCCGCUGAGCUGAUCGACCUAGCAGCCCGACGAUUGACCUACCCGCCUGGCGUGGGCUUCCGCUAUGAGACAGGAGGUAUGAUGGAACAGCUUCGAAUCUUACCUGCGGAACGAAUUCGCGAGUUCCAUCGUGAGAUGUAUCAGCCCAAGAACCUGUGCCUGAUCCUCACCGGAGAAGUCGACCAGAACGACAUGCUGGAGAUCUUGGAUAAGUUCGAAGAUACUAUCUUGGAUGUCAUUCCUAGCCCAAACGCACCAUUCAAGAGACCUUGGGUGGAUUCCAAGCAGGCUCCCUACUUGGAGAAGUCCGUCAUUCAGAGGGUUGAGUUCCCCGAGGAGGACGAAUCAUUUGGUGAAAUCGAAAUUCGAUUCAUGGGACCCGACUGCACAGAUCCCAUCCUAUCCGGGGCUCUUAAUGUGUCACUUUUGUACCUGGCCGGUUCAUCUGCAGCUCUGCUAGAGAACAUCAUUGUUGAGAAGGAACAACUCGCCAGUGCCGUUUACUACGCAACUGAGGAUCACCCUAGCAUGGAGCUUCGUUUCACGUUGACCAGCGUGGAAACAGCGAAGUUGGAGAGCGUUGAGAAGAGAUUCUUUGAGAUCCUCCAAGAUGCGAUGGCUAAGGAAUUAGACCUGAAGUACUUGAAAGAGUGCAUCGCCCGACAGCGCCGAACCUGGAAGUUCUCGACUGAAUCUUCUGCCUCUUCAUUCGCAGAGUACGUUAUCUCUGAUUUCCUGUUCGGAAAGCGUGAUGGCUCGACUUUGAUGGAUGUCGCAACUCUGAAGGAAUAUGAUGUCCUUGAGACCUGGUCCGAGGACCAAUGGCGCUCUUUCAUCAAGAAAUGGAUCUCGGAUGCAGCCCAUGUCACUAUCUUGGGUAUCCCAUCACAGAAGAUGGCCGCCACACUGAAAAAGGACGAGGAGGACCGGGCAGCUGCGCAGAAGGAGCGUCUCGGCGAGAAGGGCCUGAAGGAGCUUGCCGACAAACUCGAAAAGGCCAUGGCAGAAAACGACAAGGAGAUUCCACAGGAAUUGCUGGAAGAGUUCACUAUCCCCGGAACCGAGUCAAUCCACUUUAUGGAGACUACUACGGCUCGUUCGGGUGCUGCCCUGAAGGCUGGACGCCCCGACAACAAGAUCCAACCCCUUGUUGAUGCCGACAAGUCUGACCAGUCCCUUUUCAUCCACUUCGAGCACAUCCCUAGUAGCUUUGUCCAGCUUUCGGUUCUCAUCUCAGCUGAUGCUGUGCCCGUUCAGUUGCGUCCAUUGCUGUCCAUCUACACCGAGGCGUUUUUCAACAUUCCGGUGCAGCGUGAUGGCAAGGUAAUUGACUUUGAGCAGGUCGUGGUGGAAUUAGAGAGAGAUACCGUCGGAUACUCGAUGGAGACCGCUCGCGGUCUUGGAAACUCAGAGAUGCUCCGUAUCUCCUUCCAGGUCGAGCUGGAGAAGUAUGCGAACGCCGUCGCCUGGCUGCAGGAGCUGUGCUGGAAGUCCGUCUUCAACGUGGAGAGACUCCAGGCUAUCAAUACCCGUCUUUUAGCAGAUGUGCCCGACUCCAAGCGCAGUGGUGACGACAUGCUUGCUGCUGCACAUGUGAUGGUUCACUACGCAGAAGAAUCGAUCACCCGUGCUCGUUCUACUCUAGUUAAGGCUCGCUACCUCAAGCGCGUCAAGCGUCUUCUCGCCGAGAAGCCCGAGGAAAUCGUAAGCCGCAUGGAGGAGAUCCGCAACUCUCUCUUCCAGCCCGACAAUGUGCGCAUCAUUGUCAUUGCCGAUCUCGAGAAACUCCAGAACCCCGUCUCGGCCUGGAAGCCCUUCGCCGAGACCCUGGGCACUAGCACUGAGUUGCGGCCUAUCACUGACCGGCGAUCCCGGCUGAGCGAUGCUGGCAAGAACAUUGGUGGCAAGUCUUACAUUGUCCCCAUGCCGACUGUCGACUCGUCUUUCGCCUACGCCACCGCCCGCGGUCUGGACUCGUACGAUUCCCCGGGCCUUCCCGCACUCCUGGUCGCGAUUUCGUACAUGAACGCCGUCGAGGGUCCCCUCUGGGUUGCAGUCCGCGGCACUGGGCUGGCGUACGGCACCCAUUUCAGUUACAACAUCGACACUGGCUUUGUGAACUUCGAUGUGUACCGGUCCCCGAACGCGCACAAGGCAUUCGAGUCUAGCAAGCAGAUUGUUGAGAACUAUCUGUCCGGUACUACGCCUUUCGAUCCUUUGAUGCUCGAGGGUGCCAUCAGCAGCAUCGUGGUCAACUACGCCAAUGAGCAGAUGACUGCCGCCAAUGCUGCCCAGGGCAGUUUCAUCCGCCAGGUCGUGCGCAACUUGCCCAGCGACUAUAAGGAGAAGAUGCUCAAGAAUGUGCGCGCUAUCACCACCGACCAAAUCAAGGGUGCUCUGCGUGAGAUUAUCUUGCCGUUGUUCGAUCCGAAGACUGCAAACCUCGUUGUCACCUGCGCGACUGUGUUGGAAGAGACCAUCAAGCAGGGCUUCGAAACUUCCGGCUUCACUCCCACAGUUCAGGCUCUUAAGGAAUUCGAGGACGACUAUGGUCUGAAGGUUGGCGAUGAGGAAGAAGUCGAGGAUGAUGACGAUGAUGACGAGGACUCCGAGACUGGAUCGGAGGAUGGCGAAGACGAACGCGACGAGUGA